Messenger RNA from Anopheles stephensi (Asian malaria mosquito), 3264 nucleotides. RefSeq names its product probable 2-oxoglutarate dehydrogenase E1 component DHKTD1 homolog, mitochondrial. Bases 396 to 3158 code for a protein of 920 amino acids. Gene Ontology annotation, biological process: tricarboxylic acid cycle. Gene Ontology annotation, molecular function: oxoglutarate dehydrogenase (succinyl-transferring) activity; thiamine pyrophosphate binding. The record is from RefSeq and is a predicted model, not a curated record. The transcript is spliced from 7 exons. Lineage: Eukaryota; Metazoa; Arthropoda; Insecta; Diptera; Culicidae.
CACUCCAACCGUACACACGCGUAUGUCGCGACGGCGCAGUGUAUCAGCGUCGGGCCUGAUACGGCACCCGGAGCGUGUGUUGUCAGGAGCACCGUAAUCUUGCGCAGUAGUGUUCGUUCGCCGGUUGCCUUUUUGGUGUGGCGAGCCUUCCGUACCUCCUCUGCACAGUGCAUUGUAGCGCGUUCGUUGUGAGAGGCGCGUCCACAGCCACAGCCAGUCAGGGGAUUCGACCUUCAGCACAGAUCACUCAUUGAAGCGAUCGUCGUCAUUCAUUCACGUCGUUUUGCUGUGCGUGUAGUUGUGUUGCGUUGCUGGGUGCGUGGGUGUAUGUGGAAGGAUACGAGACGCGAGACAGGCGAGCACACAUCCUUACGCGUGUUGUUUACAAUCUGAAGAUGCUGGGCCGCUUGCUACUGUCACGAGGAUAUCACAGCACGAAGGGCGUGUUCGGAAACCGGCCUAAGCCUCGCUCACGGUACGAAGGCAUCAGUGCAGCGGUGUUGGAAAAACGUAACGCGAACAGCAAUGUGUACCGAUGGGUUGAAGCUUACCGCACCCAUGGACACCGUAUCGCCACGAUUGAUCCGGUUAAAUUCUAUCCUGCCGAGGAGCAGAGCUUCACCCAGCUUCCGGAACUGCAAUAUGCACGGUACGGGCUUACCGCUGCCGAUCGUAUCGAUCCAACCGGCUUGAUCAAUGUGCCACAGCAGCAGACGCGCACGAUGGCUGAACUGGACCAGCUGCUCGCCCGGAUGUAUUGUGGCACGUGCAGCAUCGAGCUGGGUUUCAUCGAAUCGGAGGAGGAACGGGAGUGGCUUGCCGCGCGGUACGAGCAACUGUUCCAGCAGGCACCGGCACCGAGCGAACGGCGCGAAAUUGCCGAACUGAUGCUCAAAUCGCAAGCGUUCGAUCAGUUCCUGGCGGUCAAGUUCCCGACGGUGAAACGGUACGGUGGUGAGGGUGCCGAGAGCAUGAUGGCAUUCUACUGGGAGCUGUUCCGGUGUGCCGGGGAGGCCGACCUGACCAACCUCGUCAUCGGUAUGCCGCACCGUGGCAAGCUGAACGUGCUGACGACACUGUUCGGGACGCGGCCGGCAAAGAUAUUUAAAAAGUUUAAGGGCUAUCCAGAGUUUCCCGCCGACGCACAGGCGAUGUGCGAUAUUGCGAGCCAUUUUCAUACGUCAACGGAUGUGACCGUCGGUGGUAAAACGUUUCAUCUCAACAUGCUCCACAAUCCGUCCCAUCUGGAAGCGGUAAAUCCCGUGUCGAUGGGUAAGGCACGGGCAAAGCAACUAGCCCACGCCGACGGUCCGUACGCUGUGCAGCAGGGUGCGGAUGGGUACCACCGUUCGAGGGUGCUCAACGUGCAGGUGCACGGUGAUGCUGCCUUUCCCGGGCAGGGCAUCAACCAGGAGUGUCUGAUGAUGGCUAAUGUGCCCCACUUCGAGGUGGAAGGUACGAUCCAUCUGAUCGUGAACAAUCAGGUCGGCUUUACGACACCGGCCGAACGAGGACGCAGCACCCGGUAUGUGUCCGAUCUGGCAAAAGCAAUCAUGGCACCGGUAGUACACGUUAAUGCAGAUGAUCCGGAGGCUCUGGCUGGAGUGACAAAGAUUGCGGUGGAAUAUCGGCAAAAGUUUGGCAAAGAUUUCUUCAUCGAUCUGAACUGCUUCCGGCGCUGGGGCCACAACGAGUUGGACGAUCCGACGAUGACGAACCCACUGCUGUACAAGGUAAUACACGCGCGCAAAUCCAUCCCGGACGUGUACGCCGAGAAGCUGAUCGAAGCGGGCCUGUUCGAUCGAGCCGACGUGGACGCCAUCUCCAAGAGUCACCAGAACUACCUGACGGCGGAGCUGCAGGCGUACGAGCAGUACGAGCCGGAGCGUACGUACUUCGACAAACAGUGGAGCGGUUUGCGGCAACCGAGCGAUGAGGUGACCGUGUGGAACACGGGCGUUGACUAUCGGCUGCUCAGCCAUAUCGGCCGGGAGAGUGUUAAGCUUCCGGAAGGUUUCAAUGUUCAUCCGCAUUUGCAGAAGAUACACAUUGACGCACGCCUGAAGCGUCUUGCCGAGGGUCAGCGGAUCGAUUGGGCAACGGCGGAAGCGCUAGCGAUCGGUAGCCUGAUGUACCAGGGCUGUAACGUGCGGCUCAGUGGUGAGGAUGUGGGCCGGGGCACAUUCUCCCAGCGGCACGCGAUGCUCGUCGAUCAACAGACGAACGAAAUCUUCAUCCCGCUGAACGCAAUGGCGGCGGCGGCCGGCCCAAACACCGGACGGUUCGAGCUGGCAAACAGCAUUCUCUCCGAGGAAGCCGUUCUCGGGUUCGAGUACGGCAUGGCGAUCGACAAUCCCAACAAUCUGAUACUGUGGGAGGCACAGUUUGGUGAUUUCUUCAACGGUGCACAAAUCAUCAUCGAUACCUUCCUGGUGAGCGGUGAAACUAAAUGGAUGAUGUGCAACGGGCUCGUAAUGCUGCUACCGCACGGUUACGAUGGUGCCGCCUCGGAGCACAGCUCCUGCCGGAUGGAACGCUUCUUGCAGAUGACGGAUUCGCGGGAAACCAGCCCGGACGGUGACACGGUCAACCUGCAGGUUGUGAAUCCCUCCACGCCGGCCCAAUACUUCCACGCACUGCGCCGUCAGAUGAUACGCAACUUCCGGAAGCCGCUGGUGGUGGUGGCACCGAAAACGUUACUCCGCCUGUCGGACUGUGUGUCACCGCACGGGGAUUUCGCGCCCGGCACACACUUCCAACCGGUGCUGGGCGAUCCUGAAGCGGGCGCACGCAUCGAUCCGAAGCGCGUACGGCGCGUCGUACUGUGCAGCGGCAAACACUACUACACGCUACAGGCCGAGCGGAAAACGCGGCAGGUGAGCGAUGUCGCACUGGUGCGGUUAGAAUCGCUCUGCCCAUUCCCGGUGCAGGCGGUACGGGACGAGCUCGCCAAGUAUCCGAACGCACGGGAGUACGUGUGGAGCCAGGAGGAGCACCGCAACAUGGGCGCCUGGACGUUUGUGCAGCCACGCUUCGAAAAUAUGUGUGAAAGAAGGAUUCAGUACCGUGGCCGGCCGGAAGCUGCUACCGUUGCCGUCGGUGUUAGCCAGUGGCAUCUGAAGGAGGCUGAAGAAGUGAUUAAAACCACCUUGUAUUAAACGUUUCUCCUUCUCCUCCCUUUGCUCUGUAAACCUUCAAACACCAUUGUCUCGUUUUUUUGUUUUAAUUCAAAUUUUAAUAAGCUUUCAUCCGCUCGAAACAAAA